CAGCUCAAGCCACCUGAGGCUGAUUCAGAAACUCUCUUGUCUACACUUCUUGACCCUCCAAAAAAUAAAGAAAAACUCCCUUUUCUGGACUCUUCUCCUUUUUCUCUUCUUCUUAGAAUCAGCCAUCCUGAUGCGUGCACACAGAAUUUAGCAUCGUCGUCCAAAUUUUCUUCUCUCUAUUUCCUAAACGUUUAUUUGUCUGUGUAACAGUGCAUGCUGUUCGCAAGUAUCAAACACGGGUGGCUUUGAAUUUUCAGGGUUUUCUGUGUUUCUUCCUCAGAUUUGAAAUGACAAAUUCUGUUUUAUAUUUCUCUGCAUAUCUCUAUUUUUUCCCUCUUGUAUUCGGUUGGACUUGACGUUGACUUCAGAUUCAUGUUCAGUGUUUAAGGCCCCUCUUUUCAGAUUGUUUUUCUUGAUCUCUGUGUUUAAAGGACCCCAAAAUUUAUAUCCGUUUUCUGUUCCUUUUGGAGAACCCAAAUUUAGGAUAAACUUCUGGGUUUUGGGGUUCAAACUAGAAGGGACUUAAUGGGUGCAAACAUAUCCGGUGCUGUAGCGGAUGGCGAUGGAGAUGGUCCUCCAUCGACGCCAAGACUCGGUGACAUACCAGAGAGCUGUGCGGCAUUGGUUUUGGCGCAGUUAGACCCACCUGAGAUUUGCCAAUUGUCUCUGUUGAACCGAUCUUUUUGCGGCGCUUCAUCGGCUGAUUUUAUAUGGGAAUCGAAAUUGCCUUCCAAUUAUAGGUUCAUUGUGGAGAAAGUGCUAGGAGACACAACUUUGUUGAAUCUCCAGAAGAAAGAACUUUAUGCCAGGCUGUGCAGGCCUAUUCCCUUUGAUGCUGGCACAAAGGAGGUAUGGUUGGAUAAGAGUACAGGCGGGGUUUGUUUAUCAAUUUCUUCCAAGGCGUUGACAAUUACAGGGAUUGAUGAUCGAAGAUAUUGGAGUCAUAUUUCCACCGAGGAAUCGAGAUAUCCUACAGUAGCAUACCUUCAGCAAAUUUGGUGGUUUGAAGUGGACGGAGAGCUUGAGUUUCAAUUCCCGGCGGGAACAUAUUGCCUAUUCUUCAGACUCCAGCUUGGGAAAUCCUCAAAGAGACUUGGUCGCCGGGUUUGUAACUCUGAGCACAUCCAUGGCUGGGACAUAAAACCCGCCCGAUUCCAGCUGACAACGUCAGACGGCCAACAUGCUGUAUCCCAGUGUUAUUUAGACAAGCCGGGGAACUGGGUUUUCUACCAUGUGGGUGAUUUUAUCGUCAAGAAUCCUAAUGCAUUGACAAAAAUCAAAUUUUCCUUGACCCAGAUUGAUUGCACUCACCCCAAAGGAGGCCUUUGUGUUGAUGCUGCUCUGAUAUACCCCAGUAGUGUAGGGAAAGAGUUUAGAUCAUCAUGUUCAUGAGAAAUUGAGAGCUGUAAAUAUCGAAUUGUAAUCGAGCUAGCUUGGUUUCUGUUUACUGAAAAAUAGAAGCUAUAUUGUUUUUGUUGAUAAAGUAUAAAUCUUUUCUUCCAGUUAUAGUUUUUCCUGGAAAUAA
Molecule: messenger RNA, 1525 nt
Organism: Theobroma umbraticum
Lineage: Eukaryota; Viridiplantae; Streptophyta; Magnoliopsida; Malvales; Malvaceae
Gene: PP2-A13
Product: phloem protein 2-A13
Molecular function (GO): protein binding
Source: RefSeq, a predicted model, not a curated record